Messenger RNA from Hydra vulgaris (swiftwater hydra), 1499 nucleotides. RefSeq names its product Golgi-associated PDZ and coiled-coil motif-containing protein. Gene Ontology annotation, cellular component: trans-Golgi network transport vesicle; membrane; Golgi apparatus. Gene Ontology annotation, molecular function: transmembrane transporter binding. Gene Ontology annotation, biological process: negative regulation of protein localization to cell surface. The record is from RefSeq and is a predicted model, not a curated record. Lineage: Eukaryota; Metazoa; Cnidaria; Hydrozoa; Anthoathecata; Hydridae.
AUUUUAUUUUUUAGUUUAUGUGUGACUUUGAAAAAAAAAUGUUUAAACAAAAUAUUUCUUGAAGUAUUUACUUUGUCAUGAGUUUAGCUGUUUCUAUGUUCCGAUGGUUAGAUAUGUUGGAGAAAGAAUUCGAUAAAGCUUUUGUUGAGCUAGAUUCUAUAUUAGGAUACAUUGAUUAUGAUGAUGGAAAUUUUAUAGAUGAUGGGCGCAAAAAGUUAGCUAUUCUUUCUUCUGUGUUUUCUCAGUUGUCACACAAGUCACAAACCAUUUUUGAAAACAACGCAAAAUAUGAGGCAGAGUUAAUUGGUCUGCGCACUGAAUUAAGUGAAGCCAAGGCCACUGUAACAAUACUAGAAAAGGAAGUCAAAAACUCACUACUUCAGUUACAUUCUGUUCAGCUUCAGUUACAUUCAAAAGGUGAAAAUUCUGCAGAUUUACAGAUAAUCAAAACUAAACUAGAGAAUGAUCUUACUCAAUUUCGUCAAAAUGCAAUAAAAGAAUCUCAAGUAACCGAAGAAAUAAAAAUAAUUAAGAAAGAAAAUGAUGCUCUUCGAAAGUAUAUUACACAGAUUCAAGGGGAAGUUUGUGGAGCUAGACUUGCUGCAAAAUAUUUAGAAAAAGAACUUGCCGGAAGAAUUCAACAAAUUCAGUUAUUGGGUCGCAACUUAAAACUGCAGGAACACGAAAUGCUUUGGAAUCAGAUUGAGUCAGAAAUCUUUCUUCAUCGUCACAAAACUGUAAUACGCGCUUGCAAAAAAAAUCCCCCAAAAAAAUCCUCAAGUUCCUCACAUAUUAAUAAAGAAAAGCAAGAAAGAGUUAAUAUUGCAAAACAUUCAGGCGAUAAAAUUGUGGUUAAAUUUUACCGAGAAAAAAGUGAAGGUCUUGGAAUAUCAAUUACGGGUGGAAAAGAGCAUGGCAUUCCAGUAAUUAUUUCAGAAAUUCAUGAAGGAAUGUUAGCUUCACGUUGUGAGGACUUGCAAACAGGGGAUGCUAUUUUGGCUGUAAACAAUAUCAAUUUGGAGAAUGUAUCCCAUGAGGAAGCUGUUAGUAUUUUGUCAGCAUUAAGCGGCAAUGUUACUAUGGAAGUUUGGCGAGUCAUCGAUACCUCAAGUGAAGAUGAGGAAUGGGAAACAAACUAUAAUUCUAGGUAUAGUACUGUUGGACUUUUAGAUGAUCCUAAUGAAAUUUCGUUGGACAGUGAUAUAAAUAUGACAAAUUCUCCAGCACCAAAUUCAAACAAAAAAAAUGUGAACAUAUCAUCUUUACGGAGUUCUUUAGCCGAAUUAAAACUUGCUCAGAGUUUGCGCAAAAUAAACAAAGACAUGUCACCAGCUGAUGAAGCUUCUCCUCAACCAACUCAUAUAUAAUUUCAGAAAUGGAAUUUACUCAACAAACUAAUUAUUUCACUUUAAUUUUCGAAUUUUGUGUAUUUUUUUUAUCCUCAUUUGUAGAUUUUUUUAUAAUUUGUUCAAUCUUAUGUAAUUUGUAAUGGUUGUAAA